CAGACGACGAUCAUGCUUCCUAGUCCUCCCUUGAACACGGUACUUUCGUUCACAAUGGCAUUUGCUUCCUGUUCAUCAAUGUCUCAGAUCACAGCUGGGUACUUGAACCAUGGAAAAGGAGAGCAACAUUCCGGUGACCUGCCAACGGGAUGGAAUUCGCAUACCUUUGCACCAUGCCUCGCUCGUGGGGAGCUCCAAGAGCUAUGAUGGCGUGGGACUGGAAGCCAACUGAGAGCGAAUGGGUAUUUCUACCAAUGGUUCCCCAUGUAUAUCCUCACUUUGUUUUUCUUUUUCAGCCUGUUGCGCCGAGUCGCUACAUCAGAGAUACAAAAUGCUUUACUCAC
Neurospora tetrasperma FGSC 2508 is the source of this 344-nucleotide messenger RNA. RefSeq lists its product as uncharacterized. Lineage: Eukaryota; Fungi; Ascomycota; Sordariomycetes; Sordariales; Sordariaceae. The record is from RefSeq and is a predicted model, not a curated record. The transcript has a single exon. The coding region runs from base 13 to 207 and encodes 64 amino acids.